Molecule: messenger RNA, 1913 nt
Organism: Salvia miltiorrhiza (redroot sage)
Lineage: Eukaryota; Viridiplantae; Streptophyta; Magnoliopsida; Lamiales; Lamiaceae
Product: probable alpha-amylase 2
Exons: 13
Coding region: 503-1735 (410 amino acids)
Biological process (GO): carbohydrate metabolic process
Molecular function (GO): calcium ion binding; alpha-amylase activity
Source: RefSeq, a predicted model, not a curated record
CUCGAUGCACCCCGCCUUACCGCGCAUUCCAUUUACCGUUGAAAACAGACAAAUGUGAAGAGCGUCGAAUCGAAUGUCGUAAAAGUCGAACCCCUUUUCUGAAAGUUCCGAUUCUCUGCUCCACUUCGCUCGGCGACGUUCAAAUCUCAGUUGAUUGAGUUUAUUCCUUCUCAUAAUCCCACCUUUGUGGUCCCCCUUUCUCCUCAUUCAUGGCUGCUAACUGUACCAGGAUUCCAAUUCCUCUACUUUCAUCUCUUCUCCGUCUAUAUAUAGGGGAUGAAGAUCACACCUUAGAGUCGCGCUGCGAUCGGUUUAUUCAAGAACCUGCAAACUCGCCCGUGCGGUCUCUCGCUUUUAUGGUUUUUGAUUGUUCACAACCUGUUUAUAAUAUUAUAGUUUAGAAUGUAUUUCUACAUAUGUCAUAUGCGCAGUUCUGGCUUUACAUGGGCUUCAUUUUGAUCAGUACCGCAGCACCUGACUUGCAACUUCUUGGUGAUAUAACAUGGGAAAUGAAUUCGGCCGUAGCAAUGGGCAAGAUGAUCCUGCUGCAGCAUUACGCAAUGGGAAAGAAAUUAUAUUACAGGCCUUCAAUUGGGAAUCUCAUAAACAUGAUUGGUGGAGGAACUUAGAGCAAAAGGUUCCUGAUAUAGCGAAAUCUGGUUUUACAUCAGCUUGGUUGCCCCCACCAACUCAUUCAUUUUCACCAGAAGGUUAUCUUCCCCAGAACCUUUAUUCUCUCAACUCUGUAUAUGGUUCUGAGAACCUGCUCAAAGCUUUACUGAACAAGAUGAAAACAUACAAAGUUAGAGCAAUGGCUGAUAUAGUUAUAAAUCAUCGAGUUGGAACCACACAAGGGCAUGGUGGAAUGUAUAACCGCUAUGAUGGAAUUCCAUUAUCAUGGGAUGAGCGUGCUGUUACUGGCUGCACUGGAGGAAAGGGGAACAAAAGUACGGGGGACAAUUUUCAUGGGGUCCCAAAUAUUGAUCAUACUCAAGAAUUUGUAAGGAAAGACAUUAAGGACUGGCUUCGAUGGUUAAGGAAUACUGUUGGGUUCCAGGAUUUUCGUUUUGAUUUUGCUAGAGGUUAUUCUCCAAAAUACGUGAAAGAAUAUAUUGAGGGUGCAAAGCCAAUCUUUUGUGUUGGGGAACACUGGGAUUCAUGCAACUAUAAUGGCACGUACUUGGAGUACAAUCAAGAUAGCCACAGGCAAAGGAUUAUUAACUGGAUUGAUAGCACAGGACAACUGUCAUCUGCAUUUGACUUCACAACAAAGGGGAUUCUACAGCAAGCUGUUAAAGGAGAACUCUGGCGCUUGCGUGAUCCUCAUGGGAAGCCUCCAGGUGUCAUGGGAUGGUGGUCUUCAAGGGCGGUUACGUUUCUAGAUAACCAUGACACUGGUUCAACUCAGGCGCAUUGGCCAUUUCCAUCAGAUCAUAUUAUGGAGGGCUAUGUGUACAUACUCACACAUCCAGGGAUACCUUCAGUAUUCUACGACCAUUUCUAUGACUGGGGUAGUUCGUACCACGACCAGAUUGUGAAGCUGAUUGAUGUUAGGAGAAAUCAAGGAAUAACUAGUCGAUCGCCAAUUAGUAUCAUAGAAGCACAGCCAAAUCUGUACGCUGCAAAUGUCGGGGAUAAAAUAGCCAUGAAGAUUGGAGAUGGAUCAUGGUCUCCCUCUGGAAAGGAAUGGACACUGGCAACUAGUGGUAACAGAUAUGCUGUCUGGAAGAAGUAGCUAUCGGGUGGUAGUUGCUCUUUAAAUUCUCCUUUUGCCUUGUUUUCUCUCUUUUGGGACAUUGUUGUAUUUCGGUUAUUUCUUGCAUGGAUGGCCAUUUAAUUCAUGCUGGAAAUAUACAACAGGAUAGUUGUAUUAUACAUACUGAAGCUAUACAUUUUACUACACCUUUUAUGUC